Messenger RNA from Metarhizium brunneum ARSEF 3297, 450 nucleotides. It is a transcript of the gene 6PGD, whose product is annotated as 6-phosphogluconate dehydrogenase, decarboxylating. Lineage: Eukaryota; Fungi; Ascomycota; Sordariomycetes; Hypocreales; Clavicipitaceae. The record is from RefSeq and is a predicted model, not a curated record. Gene Ontology annotation, biological process: pentose-phosphate shunt, oxidative branch. Gene Ontology annotation, molecular function: NADP binding; phosphogluconate dehydrogenase (decarboxylating) activity. Gene Ontology annotation, cellular component: cytosol.
AUGGACGCUCAAUCAGAUGUAGCCAUGAAAUUCAAGAGAAUCGGCAUUGUUGGCGCAGGGAACAUGGGGUCCAUGAUGGGUUUCGCCUUUUCCGAACUUGGCCUUGACGUCUCGAUUUGGGAUGUCAAGAGUGCCAACAUUAAUGGGGUCUUGAGCAAGCUCAGGCCUGAGCCGAACGAGGGUGACAUCAUUAUGGACGGCGGCAAUGAGCACUAUCUAAAUACAAAGAGGAGGCAAAAGGAAUGCAGAGACAUUGGCGUGGACUGGAUCGGGAUGGGAGUUUCGGGCGGCUAUCAGUCGGCGCGCCACGGACCAAGCCUCUCGCCAGGAGGAGAUAAUGCUGCGUUGGAAGAAGUCAUGCCGCUGCUGGAACUUUAUGCGGCCAAAGACCCCAAAUCAGGCGUGUCGUGCGUAUCGAGCAUUGGACCGGGCGGCUCUGGUCAUUUGUAA